AUGUCGGCCGACAAGAUCCACACCGACGACACGCCAGUGCCGGUGCUGCAGCCCGGUCGCAAGACGACCAAAGAGGGCCGACUGUGGACCUAUGUCCGAGACGGCACCGGAUGGCAUGACCCGACACCAGGUGCCGUGUGGUUUGCGUACUCGCCCGACCGCAAGGGCGAGCAUCCAAAGGCGCACUUGAAGGACUUCAGCGGCGAUAUGCAGGCUGAUGCCUAUGGCGGCUACGACCGGAUUUACGAGGAUCGCAAAGACACCGACAAGCCCAUCCGGGAAGUGGCGUGCUGGGCGCACGCCCGGCGCAAGUUCUACGGGCUGAUCAAGUCUACCGACUCGCCCCUGGCCACACAGGCCGUGGAACUGAUUGCAAAGCUCUAUGUCGUGGAGUCCAGUGUGCGAGGCAAGGCGCCCGAGCAAAGGCAAGCUGCUCGCCAAGCUCAUGCCGUGCCGGUUCUUGCGCAAAUCAAGGCGUGGAUGAUCGCUACAGCGGCCAAGGUGUCGCGCAAAUCCGAGAUGGCCAAGGCGAUCAAUUACAGCCUCACUCGCUGGGACGCGUUGGUCAGGUACACGACCAACGGCAAACUGGAAAUCGACAACAAUGCCGCCGAGCGUUCUGUCCGGCCUAUCGCGCUCGGACGCAAGAACUGGAUGUUUGCGGGUUCAGAUGAAGGCGGUAAACGAGCCGCUGCCCUGUACAGUCUGAUCGGCACGGCGAAGAUGCAUGGUCUGAAUCCUGAAGCCUACCUGAGGGAUGUGCUGGCCCGAAUCAAUGAUCAAAAGAUCACUGAAAUUGAUGCCCUGUUGCCCUGGAAUAUGAAGCCAGAAAUUGUUGGCAACGCCAGUGACUGA
Messenger RNA from Darwinula stevensoni, 855 nucleotides. The record is from the annotation of a GenBank genome assembly. NCBI's taxonomy places the organism in Eukaryota, Metazoa, Arthropoda, Ostracoda, Podocopida, Darwinulidae.